CAUCGUGUGCCCGCCAAGAGCGAAGCAAAGCAGGACUUAGCCUUGAGGAGCCACACGCCGCGGGGAGGAUACAAAGGGCAGACAAGCGCCCAGGUGGCCCCGGGGCAGGACUGAGACCCCGAUCUUUGCCGGGGCGAGGAGGCUGGCUGGGAUGCGGGGGGGUCUCGCUCUCAGCUUGCUGGGCUGUGGGGUUCCUCGUUGCCCCUCCGGCGGGCACCCCUCCCUAGCCUCCGCCGGCCCUGCGGGGCUUUGCCCAGGAGGCGGGGAAUCCCAGGGAGCCCCUCCCCCAGGGGCCCCCCGGGCAGGCGGGGUCUCCUAGCAGCGCCCGGGCUGCGGUGUUUCCCCCGCGGCUUAGCAACCGCGGCUGCUGAGGGAGGUCCCGGAGCGGGUAACUGUCCGGGGCUGGUUGGCUGGAGGGCACAGGUGGGCCCGCUCCCGCUUGCCCGACACAGGUUCAAGUCGAUCUAUUAGCUGAUCCCAUGGGGGUAGCAUUAACGAGAGCAGCUCAAUGGACCACUGCUGGAUUUGGAGCUGGCACUUUAGAACUUACCCCUUUAAAUGAAUCCCUUCUAAAAGAUAUCGUCAAGUUUGUGGAGUCCUUCGGUACUAAAUAUCCUCAAGAGGCAGAAUUUGUUUUCAAAGAGUCACUUCAGUGGCCUACAACCUUGGAACCUUCAGAAUUUGAAGCAGGUUAUGUUGUCAGUGGAACAACAGUUAAAUCAGAAGAAAAUUCCAAAGAUGGGGAGCCACUACUGUUUUUGUCUGGAAGUGAUAUUAGAGUCAGCAGCUUUGGUCAACUGUCGCGCCUGUUACAUUUUGCCAAGGAUAAAAAAUUGAAGGAAGCACAAGCAUGUCUUGAAGCUAAUAGAGACCCUAUAAUGAAAAUUUUGGGAGCAGCAGCACAAGGAAUAGUGGAAAAAGAAGAAGAUGAUUUGACUGCAAUACGUUUCCUAGAUAAAAUGAAGAAAGAUGAAAAUUAUGAAAAUAACCUUAAAACAAAAAUCUCGCUUCUGCUGCAACAACUGGAUAUGAACCUGCUUGAUAGUUCUCUAAAAAAUAUCUCUUUGGAAACACGCUUAAGUCCAGCUUCAAUUAAAAAUGAUGUAGAUCUGCUCAAGCGUUUCUCAGGAGAAGGAGAACAAACAGUUUUGGAAUCUAUCAAUUAUACAUCAGACUUUGAAUUUGCAAAUGGGUGUCGGGCCCCACCUUGGAGACAGAUGCAAGGGGAAAUUUGUUAUUUAACCGUGAAACCACAUGAUUGUGAUUUUAUCUACCUGACUUGUAGCACAGCAGGAGUUUUUGUAAAUGGUGGCAUUGAAAGUGACACAGAAGAAAUUAACUAUGAGAGGUGCAGUGAAAUAUAUAAAGAUCUUGUCUCAAUUUUAAGAGAAAAAUCAGCAAAAUUUUCAGAAAAUAUAUCAAAACAGCAACAUUCAUUUUUUGGAACUAAAAAAAAGGAAAAAAAGAAGAAACGUCCACCUGUAAUUGAAGCUGAAGAAAUACCCAACCUUCCACAAACAUCUGCUGUUUCACAAAAGAGUCCAUCUGUAAAAAGACGCAUGGUUAGGAAAUUAGAACCGAGUUUAAAAUGGACAUCCUCUGUUACUCCGCAAGAGAAACAAGACUCAAUAAAAGAAAGUCAAGAAGAAAAGUCUCUUCCAACAACUACAGAUAAGACAAAGUCAAUAAUUUCUACGACCUCAACUGGAAGAUCACACUCUCUAACCGGUAAGAGUUCUAUCAAGGUAGAAGACCUGAUUAGUGAAAGUUCUUCUGAAAGUGAGGAGGAGGAUGAACAGCCUGAUCGUCAUCAGGAAGGACAAACAGAUUUGCCGUCUGAAUAUUGGCAAAUUCAGAAACUAGUCAAAUAUUUAAAGGGAGGAAAUCAGACAGCUACAGUAAUAGCAUUGUGUUCAAUGAGAGAUUUCAACUUAUCCCAAGAAACCUGUCAGUUGGCUAUCAGAGAUGUUGGAGGUUUGGAAGUCCUAAUCAAUUUGCUUGAGACAGAUGAUGUCAAAUGUAAGAUUGGUUCAUUAAAAAUCUUGAAGGAAAUUAGCCAUAAUCCUCAAAUCAGACGUACUAUUGUUGACCUUGGAGGUUUACCAAUUAUGGUGGAUAUACUUGAUUCUCCAGAUAAAAAUCUGAAAUGUUUGGCAGCUGAAACAAUAGCAAAUGUUGCCAAGUUCAAAAGAGCCCGGAGGACAGUGAGACAGCACGGUGGCAUCAAGAAACUGGUUGAGUUGCUGGACUAUGCUCAGAGUAAAACAGAUCCUGUUCAUCACCAUAGCAUGUAUGAGAUCAAGGACGUAGAAGUGGCCCGAUGUGGGGCUUUGGCACUGUGGAGCUGCAGUAAGAGCCACGCAAACAAAGAAGCCAUUCGAAAAGCUGGGGGCAUCCCUCGGUUGGCUCGAUUGCUGAAAUCUCCACAUCAGAACAUGCUAAUCCCUGUCGUGGGGACCCUGCAAGAAUGUGCAUCAGAGGAACACUACCGUGCAUCCAUCAAAGCAGAGCGGAUAAUUGAAAGCCUGGUGAAAAAUCUGAGUAGUGAAAAUGAGGUGCUUCAGGAACAUUGUGCCAUGGCCAUCUAUCAGUGUGCUGAAGAUGAGGAAACUCGAGACCUGGUUAGACAGCAUGGUGGUCUCAAGCCACUCGCAUCUCUGCUUAAUAAUACGGACAAUAAAAAGCGGCUAGCAGCAGUUACAGGAGCCAUAUGGAAAUGUGCCAUCAGCAAGGAGAAUGUAACAAAGUUUCGAGAAUUCAGAACUAUUGAAACCUUAGUAGGACUUCUAACUGAUCAGCCUGAAGAAGUGCUUGUGAAUGUGGUUGGAGCCCUAGGAGAAUGUUGUCAAGAACCGGAGAAUCGAGCUAUUAUCCGGAGAUGUGGUGGGAUCCAGCCACUUGUUAAUUUGCUUGUGGGAACAAACCAGGCUCUUCUUGUAAAUGUUACAAAAGCAGUUGGUGCAUGUGCAGCAGAACCAGAAAGCAUGACAAUAAUCGAUCGCUUGGAUGGAGUUCGUUUAUUAUGGUCCUUGCUGAAAAAUCCUCAUCCAGAUGUUAAGGCCAGUGCUGCUUGGGCUCUCUGCCCCUGCAUUGAAAAUGCAAAGGAUGCUGGAGAAAUGGUUCGUUCCUUUGUCGGUGGCCUGGAGCUCGUGGUCAAUUUACUGAAAUCAGAAAACAAGGAAGUCCUAGCAAGUGUAUGUGCUGCCAUCACCAAUAUAGCAAAGGACCAAGAAAAUUUAGCAGUUAUAACAGAUCAUGGUGUUGUCCCUUUGUUGUCCAAACUUGCAAAUACAAAUAAUGAUAAACUGAGACGGCAUCUAGCUGAAGCUAUCUCUCGUUGCUGUAUGUGGGGCAGAAACAGAAUUGCAUUUGGAGAACACAAAGCUGUGGCACCUUUAGUCCGGUAUCUGAAAUCCAAAGACACCGAUGUACACCGAGCCACAGCGCAAGCCCUGUACCAGCUCUCAGAAGAUGCUAACAACUGUAUUACCAUGCAUGAAAAUGGAGCGGUCAAGCUUUUACUGGAUAUGGUUGGCUCGCCUGAUGAAGUGCUCCAAGAAGCUGCAGCUGGUUGUAUUGCAAACAUUCGCAGGCUGGCUCUAGCCACAGAGAAGGCAAGAUAUAGUUGAAAUCUGAACAGAUUUUACUAGGUACUAAAUUUUAUGUGACACUGAACAUGUGAUUUCAUGGCCAGGCAGCAUAAAUAGGGAGGCAUUUAUUAGUAAUUUUUUUUUAAGAAUAAGAAAAAGGAAAAUAAAAUGCUUAAUUGAAAACACACAAAUUAAAUAUGCAAAGGGUGCUUUUUAACCUGAAAAUUGUAUGGAUCCUUUUAGAUAAUUUAGUGUUUUCCAGUAUAUCAUUAACAAAAUAUAUCCCUAUUAAAAAGUUAUGAUGAUUUCCCCAGAAAUUAACCCCAAUUUUAAAAAAAUUAUUUCAGUGAUACUUUUAUAUUUCUGUAAUUUAAAUAAAGAUGUGGCCUGCAUUUCAUGCAGCUCUACAAUGAUUCAUGAAUGUCUUCAGAAUUCCCUUUCUGCCAAACCUGUCUAAUCAGCCUGUCAUUAUGGUCUUGUCUGUUUCAUCACUCGAUAUCCACAGGAGAGCGUUUGAAUGCAGAUGCACUGAUUUCACAUCUGGUAUUGUAUGAGUUUAGAGUAAGCAGCUGGAACCGUAGAGAUCAUUUCAAGGUCACUCCAAAUUUCUCCUAAAUACUACCAAGCAUCUAACAAGAUGCCACAUAAUCGUAACUAUAUCAGGUAAUGCAAAACACGAACAAAUAAGCAAUGAAUAAUUAUUUUUGUUUUAAUUUUAACAACAUAAACAAUUAAGAGUGCUGUGUUCCUUACAAGGAUCCACCAAUCCUUUUAUUAAGACAAUUAAUUAUGCUCGUGUAAUGAUAGUGUAUGACUCCACAUAAAAUUAGUUUGAAUUUCUGAACCUGUUUUCAGCACACAGAGUACUUUUUAAAAAGUGGCCACAAAAGAUUAAUAGCAUUUUACCAGAUUAUAGAAACAUUAGAACCCACUUAAAGAAUCCCAUAUGUAAACUCAGUGCACUAAAUGUUUGGGAACUAACUGUACCCAGCAACUAAUACCUAAAAAAUUGCUUUGUACAUAUCAAUUCAGGAAACAGACUUACAACACUGACAAGUCUCAUUUAUUGCUUUGAAGAACAGGCUAGCAGUUUUUAUUGAAUAAUAGCAAGGACUGUGUAUAUUUGUCAUAAGUUGGAGCAGAUAACGAGCUUAAUUGAAUUAAAAUGUAAACAAUUUGUACAAAUGGGGGAAAGAUGAGGACAGCUUCAACAAGAUGAGUUAAUAAUACCAGUGGAAUAUAUGAUGAAAAGAUAUCAAGAAGCCUUUAAGAAUUUCUUAGUGUUUGUAAAAUAAAGCUGAUUAAUCUUCACAA
Molecule: messenger RNA, 4904 nt
Organism: Sarcophilus harrisii (Tasmanian devil)
Lineage: Eukaryota; Metazoa; Chordata; Mammalia; Dasyuromorphia; Dasyuridae
Gene: ODAD2
Product: armadillo repeat containing 4
Exons: 20
Coding region: 480-3629 (1049 amino acids)
Molecular function (GO): protein binding
Source: RefSeq, a predicted model, not a curated record